Molecule: messenger RNA, 1425 nt
Organism: Paramecium sonneborni
Lineage: Eukaryota; Ciliophora; Oligohymenophorea; Peniculida; Parameciidae
Source: the annotation of a GenBank genome assembly
AAAAUGAUGUCUUUAGAUAUUUAAAGUGAUUAUUUGGAUUAUGCUUCAGUUUUAGAUGAUAAAUACUAUAUUAUUGAUACAAUCGGAGUAGGUAGAUAUGCCAAGUAAUUAUAAAAUAUUGAUUAUUAUAGAGUAAAGUUAGCAAUUGAUAUUGAAGAUUAGUAAAAAUACGCAAUAAAAAUAAUGAAGAUAGAUCCAACUACAAAUCAAAAUAAAUUAUCACAAUUUAUAAAUGAAGUAUCUCAUUAAGCUGAGUUUGAACAUAAUAAUAUAAUAAAGAUUAUUUAAGUAUUUGAGAUCUUAAAUAAUAGUGCAGCAUAAAUGGAAAAUAUAGAAAAGUGGAUGGUAGAUUAUGUUAAGUUUCAUAUUUUGUGAUGGAAUUAGCAGAUUAAGGGGAAUUAUUUGAAUUGCUUGAAUAAACUCAUUAAUUCUCCGAGAAGUUUUCAAGGGGAAUAUAUUCUUAAUUGAUUAAGGGUAGUUUGAUUUAACAAAACUUAGUAUAGGCAUUGAAUAUUUACAUGAAAGAGGGAUAGUUCAUAGAGAUAUAAAAUCAGAAAAUAUAUUAUUUAGUGAUGGAAUCUUAAAAUUAGCUGAUUUUGGAUUUAGUGCUAAAUCUGUGAAUGAAACUGGGGCUAAAGUAUAAUUUGAAGUUUUGUAAUAUUUGGGAUCUCCUGAAUAUAAUCCACCUGAACUAUCAAAUGCAAGUAAAAUAGUAAUUUUAAAUAUAAGUUGGAAAAUAGAAAUAUUAUACACCUGAAUCAGCAGAUAUAUUCUCUUCUGGAGUUAUUUUAUUUAGUAUGGCAAUGAGAUCUGCUCCAUUUAAAACUUCUAAAACUACUGAUCCUUACUAUUCUUUAUUAAAAUAGGAUAAGUAAAAGUUUUGGCAAGUAUUCUAAGAAUUAAACAAUAAUGUUUCUAUUCAAUUCAAAGAUCUAGUUGAAAAAAUCUUAGAAGAAAAUCCAUUAAAGAGAAUCUCAUUAGAAUAAAUAAAAAAACAUCCAUGGAUGUAAGAUUCUAUUUCUAAUCUUACUGAUUUUAAAACAGAAAUUAUGAACAGAUAUGAGAUUGUAUAAAAUAAAAUGAAAGCUAAAAUAACUUUUAAAAGAUAAUAAAAAUUUACUAACAGAAGAUAUUCUAAAAAAAUAGAAAUGUGCAUCCCUCAUUAUAUUUAACCAAAAUAUCUUUAAGAAAGUCUUGUGGUUAUAGAUGAUGUAUAUUAAUAUUGUAUUUUAGAUCAAUGUAAAAUUACAAAAGAGAUUAUUAUCAGAAUAAAAUUAAGAUUAGAUAAGCCAAUAAGCUCAACCAACAACAGAAUUUAAUAUCAUUGAAAUAUAAUAGAUAACUAAAUCUAAAAGAUAACCAAAAGGUUCUAUAAAAUCUAGUCCUGCUACUCCACCUAAUGAUUCUGAUAAUUGAAUUAACACA